Molecule: messenger RNA, 3581 nt
Organism: Polyodon spathula (Mississippi paddlefish)
Lineage: Eukaryota; Metazoa; Chordata; Actinopteri; Acipenseriformes; Polyodontidae
Product: signal transducing adapter molecule 1-like
Exons: 14
Coding region: 137-1741 (534 amino acids)
Biological process (GO): protein transport to vacuole involved in ubiquitin-dependent protein catabolic process via the multivesicular body sorting pathway
Cellular component (GO): ESCRT-0 complex
Molecular function (GO): ubiquitin binding; phosphatidylinositol binding
Source: RefSeq, a predicted model, not a curated record
CCUAGUUGGUGCUGAAGGAGUGCCUUUGACUCACUGUUGAGCAGCUGACUCAAAUUGUUUGUUUAUUUAUUUUACGUUCUAAACAGAGUCCAGUGAAAGGCAAUAUAAAGAAUAUAACGUGUUUUUAAUUUCUGCAAUGCCUCUCUUUACAACGAAUCCAUUUGACCACGAUGUUGAGAAAGCAACCAGUGAGAUGAACACAGCUGAGGACUGGGGACUUAUACUGGAUAUCUGUGACAAAAUAGGGCAGUCUCGCACAGGGCCCAAAGAAAGCCUAAGGUCCAUUAUGAGACGUGUGAACCACAAGGAUCCUCACGUAGCUAUUCAAGCACUGACACUUCUAGGAGCAUCUGUAUCAAACUGUGGCAGAAUCUUUCAUCUAGAAGUUUGUUCGAGAGAUUUUGCCAGUGAAGUUAGCAAUGUUUUAAAUAAGGGUCAUCCGAGGGUCUGUGAAAAAUUAAAAGCCCUAAUGGUAGAAUGGGCAGAAGACUUCAAGAAUGACCCACAGCUUAGUCUGAUAUCAGCAAUGAUAAAAAACCUAAAGGAGCAAGGAGUAGCAUUUCCAACAGCAGGCUCUCAGGCAGCAGACCAGGCAAAAGCAAGCCCUGCUUUAGUAGCUAAGGACCCCACAACAGCAGCAACUAAAAAGGAAGAGGAGGACCUGGCAAAAGCUAUCGAGUUAUCGUUAAAAGAACAAAGGCCACAGCAGCAAGGCCUCAUCAGCCUGUAUCCUUGUGCCUCGAGCCUUGUAACAAACACGAAAUCCGAGGGCCGAAAAGUGCGAGCGAUUUACGACUUUGAAGCUGCUGAGGACAAUGAGCUGACAUUUAAAGCGGGGGAAAUCAUCACAGUUCUUGACGACAGUGACCCAAACUGGUGGAAGGGUGAAACAUAUCAAGCAAUCGGUUUAUUUCCUUCAAACUUUGUGACCGCAGACCUUACUGCAGAGCCUGACAUGAUCAAAACAGAGAAGAAAACAGUGCAAUUUAGUGAUGAGGUCCAAAUAGAGACAUUGGAACCUGAACCAGAGCCAGCGUAUAUUGAUGAAGAUAAAAUAGACCUGUUGCAACAAAUGUUACAAAGUGCAGACCCUACGGAUGGUCAGCCAGAAUCCCCUGAACUACUGCAUCUUGAGGGUGCCUGCCAUCAAAUGGAACCUAUGAUUGAUCAGAAGCUUGAAGACAUUGAUAGGAAACACUCUGAACUGUCAGAACUGAACGUAAAGGUGAUGGAGGCCCUUUCACUAUAUGCAAAACUAAUGAAUGAAGACCCUGUGUAUGCCAUGUAUGCUAAGCUGCAAAGCCAGCAAUAUUAUAUGCAACAGCCUGCUUCAGCCGUUUCACAGGUUUACCCUGGACAAGCACAAAGCAGUGCAUAUGUAGUAAAUGCUGGUGCUCAAAUUGGACCAGUACAGGGCUACAGUAUUCCACAAGAACAGCAGCCAUCCUUGAACCAAGGAGCACUUCCACCAAACUCAGGAGCUGCCCUGACCAGCCAGCCAACUCCGAGCGCCUACACAAACAGCACUUUGCUAAAUUCAGGACCAGGAGGCACAUAUAUGAACCAGCCUCCUGUCUACAGCCCACCUGCUCAUGCAGCUGCUGGUGUUGACAUGUCUGCAUACCCAAAUACUGCCACCAAUGUGUCCCAGAUGCCAAACUACACUGUUGCCUCCACAAGCCUUCCCCAACAAGCAGACAGCCAACAGCAAUCUCAUUGCUCAUCAAAGACGCUGCUAUAGGACCUCAGACUUUGAGCAUUCCUUAUCUAGAUCAGCUUCUGCUAGACAUCCUACUGUAGACCUUACUUUUAAUUUACGGCAGUCAUGCUUUGGCCCUCCAUUCUCUAGACAUUGGGACAAAGAGUUAACAACAACUCUACCACAUCACAAUAUCACAAUGACUGUUUAAAACUGCUUUAUUUUUUAAAGGACUUUAUUUUUUUCCAGAGAGCGAUGAUUAUUUUUUUCUCUGUAAAAUUCUUGUUAUUAUAAUUUUAUGAUUAAUAUUUAAUGCCAGGUGCAUCUGGCUAAACUGUAAAAGUUUAAACAUUGCGUUGCAAAUAUUGUACAUAUAUUGGGGAUGCGAUUUUCAUUAGGAGUCAGUUUGGCUUGCCAUAGUGAUCAUGUUGGCACCUUUCAGUGUUAUAUUUGCAGCAUAAAAAUGUAUGAAGAGCUAGGUAUUAUGUUUUUGUAGUGUAUUUUAAUCUGUGUGUGUGUAUAUUAUUUGUGUCUACAUAGUCCAAUUAUUCUUUUAAACUAUGCUGUAUUUUAUGUAUAAUCUUCCUUGUGAAACUGGAUGUUUAUCAUGACACUACAGGAAGACCCAUGCUUUACUGUAGAAACUUGAGUAAAUCCUAAAAUUAAAUAUUUAAAUUGCAAUGAGCACUAAUAGAGAAUUAUUCUGUCAUUGGAAUAAGGCUGAGGUAUAAGUUUUAAAUAUUUAGUUUUGUGUUUUUAAAUGUCUAUCUUCGGUCCAGGAAGUUAUUGUACGUUGUGUUCAGCUGUUUGUCUUUGCGUUAAGCCAGCCUUUGCUGUGUAGUUGUAAAGCUGGACUUCUAGAUAAGCAAGGGAAUCAUUAUACCAUCCAUAAUACUGUACUCAUCCAUAAGACAGUUAAAACAACAAAAGGAAAGAUGCUUUGAAGGGAACUGACAAAAGGAAAUGAAACCGCAGUGUAUGACAGUAAAUGUUAAUACAAUGUGGUUUUCCUAUUGAUGCAUUACUAAACACAUACUGCUUUAGCAUCUUGACCAUGAGUGCAUUAUUCCUUUUGACCAAUGGGAGUACUGUUGUGAAUUUCCUGCAUUUAUAAUUGUAUAUGUAUAUUUAAGUAACAUGUGUUGUGAUGCUUCAUAUGAUCAAAGACCAUAAUGUUGUGUUUUUUUGCAAUGUAAGUGAAACACAUUAUUGUAGAUGCUAGUUAAACACAUAUCUCAGCCUUUUAGCAUAGUUUGUGUAGGUACUAAAGACAGCAGAAUUAUGACUUGACUUUUGACCAACGAUACUGGGAAGUAGGAAUGUUCUUUUAAGACAUGUACCUGAAAAUGUACUGCAUGUGUUCAAUUACAGAAUAUAUUGAUCACUGUCAACAGAACUGUUUAUGACAAGUAAUGCUGCUUUUUAGGUUUGACAUUUUGGUUUUUAUGUUUUGUUUGUCGAGGACAAUAUUUUCUAUAUACUUUACUUUAUAUUACUGUAUAGUGUUUUUACAGCGUAUUGGCCAUGUAUCUUCCUGCCCAGUAAUAUGAAUACAUAAACUCCCUUCUGAGCUUAAGUAUCAAGCAUCAAAGUUGUCAUUGUUUGAGAGGUCACAAUGACUUACCAGAUAUACACAUUGACAGUAAAACUCAAUUUAUCUUGUAUAGUAUACACUGUAGAAGGGAAGUUUGAUUGGUAGCACACUGACAGCAGGUACUGACAGUUGUUUGUGAAAUGAAAUGUUAAAAUAUGUAAUACAUAAAAAUACAGUACUCUUCAAACCAAGGCCUCUCGGGUUUUAAUUUGACCAGGUUAACGGUCAAGUCUGAAAAUAGUGCAGUCUGGAAAUGAAUGUUAGAGGAAAUAAAGAAGUCUCUAUACA